Messenger RNA from Tympanuchus pallidicinctus (lesser prairie-chicken), 2987 nucleotides. RefSeq names its product protein FAM83D-B-like. NCBI's taxonomy places the organism in Eukaryota, Metazoa, Chordata, Aves, Galliformes, Phasianidae. Bases 1 to 1773 code for a protein of 590 amino acids. The record is from RefSeq and is a predicted model, not a curated record. Gene Ontology annotation, cellular component: cytosol; mitotic spindle pole. Gene Ontology annotation, biological process: regulation of ERK1 and ERK2 cascade; regulation of TOR signaling; positive regulation of cell cycle G1/S phase transition. The transcript has 7 exons.
AUGUUGGUAACUAACCAGAAUGAAUUCUACAGUGAAACCAAUCUGGAUAAGGCUGUGGCACUUCCAUCUUUUCAGGCUGCGUUGGUGAAGGCCCGGCUGCUGCUGCGCCGUAACGGCGCUACCUGCGGCCGCCCGCCCUCCCGCGCCAUGGCCGCCAACGCGUCGCAGUGCCUGGAGGAGGGCGCCGGGCAAUGGCCGCCGCGCCCGCCCGGGUCGUACAGCGAGGCGCGGCGGCUGGCGCUGGAGGAGCUGGUGGCGGGCGGCCCCGAGGCGCUGCGCGCCUUCCUGCGGCGGGAGCGGCUGCCGCCCUUCCUGUCGGAGCCCGAGGUGCAGGCCAUCGCGCGGGGCGCCGUGCCGCCCGCCGCGGCCGACGAGUCGGCGGCCGAGGCGUCCCUGGACGCGUCGUCGCUCACCUACUUCCCCGAGCGCUCGGACGCGGAGCCGCCGGCGCUGGAGCUGGGCUGGCCGGGCUUCGGCAGCGGCGCGUUCCGCGGGCUGACGCGGGUGGAGGCGCACUUCCAGCCGGGCGGCGGGGGCAGCCCGUACGGCUGCAAGGAGGCGGUGCGGCGGCAGAUCCGCUCCGCGGAUGCGGUGAUUGCCCUUGUUAUGGAUUCCUUCACAGAUAUUGAUAUCUUCAGUGACCUUCAGAAUGCCUACAGCAAGCGCCAGGUCCCUGUCUAUAUCCUUCUUGACCAGGACUUUCUACCUUAUUUCUUGGAAAUGUGCAAAAACUUGGGUGUCUGUCCUGAGAAGGAGAGUUUGAUGAGGGUUCGAACUCUCACUGGGAACAUCUACUACAUGAGAUCAGGUGCCAAAAUUAUUGGGAAAGUCCAUGAAAAAUUCAUGUUGAUUGAUGGCGUGAGAGUGACAACAGGCUCCUACAGUUUCACGUGGACUGACGGGAAGCUGAACAGCAGUAACUUGCUGCUACUGUCCGGUCAAGUUGUUGAACACUUUGACCUGCAGUUUCGAAUUCUUUAUGCCCAGUCAAACCCUAUCAGUCCUGAGUGCCGAUCAAGCUGUAGGAACAGUGGAAUAUUUGAUCACGUGGAGAAAAGAAUAGAGUCCUCUAAAGAAUACACUGUGGAGAGCAAUUUGAGGGCAGAAUUUGCCAGGCUGUCCAGUACUCCAAAAAAACUGUUACAAGAACUAGAUGUGGCUGAAGACACUCCAGGAGGCAAACCUGGUGACCUGAGACAUUCUCACUUCAGUGAAGAGGAGUGGCUCAGCGAUCCAGAGGCCAUAGUGGGACAGAAGAACGCAUCAACUCAAACUGGCUUAUGGGAAGAGCAGCCUGCAGUGGCCGUGUGUAAUGUUGGCAUGCAGACCAAUGUUUUAACAGAAGAAGCUGACACUCAAACUUCAACUGCUACAAGAACGACUGGGACUCAGACUUCAGUUUUGCUGAAGGCUGCAGUGAUGCAGACAAGGGAAGAUGCGUUUGUGGAAACCCCUCUGCUUUACAGGAAGUUUUCCAAAGAAGAAUCCUUUCUACCUGGAAAGUCUUCAUCAAAUUCUAGCCUGCGGUCACUAUCUUCACCAUCAUCCCACCUGUCUCGUACGAGCUCCACCAACUCGCUGUCUUCUCUUCGGUCCUUUGAAUACCCUAGCAUUCACAGGGCAGAGUAUUUCCAAAAACUGCACACGGAGAGGCAAUUCCACUACUCCACCAUCAGAUCAAAGCUUAGCCACAUGGUGGGUAUCUUGUCCCGGAGAAGACAUGUUCCUGAAAGCUACAUGAACCACUGCAGGGGAAGGUACAACCUGAAGUAGAGGUUUUAUUUCCACUACAUGUUCAGAAUGAGGGAAAAUAACUUCAUUCUCAUUCCAGUAGAGAAGUAAAAUGUGUUUUAUCUCUGAAGCUGGGAAAGGUCUGUUGGAACAGCUGUGGGUUCUGAUCUAAACUAGGUCUUCAAUUUGAUUGUCCUCGUAUGCCUUUACAUGGCCAUAUGUAAGGUGUGCAUGUAACAACGAUAACAUAACUGUGUUACCAACAGUUUUUUCUCUUAAAUCUAAAGGUAGCUUCAUGUCAGAUGCUAAGAAGAAAAUGAACUGUCUCAGCCGGAACUGGGAUGUGUGUCUUAGUUCUGGUAGGAGACCUGUAAGUGCCUGCUUGCCUUGGAGUCGGGCUGGAGGUGAGAUGAUCCCCAAGGACACAUGACAAAGGCUCUGCUCAAAUAAAGUACAAAAAUAUUAUAGGUUGUUUGCCACGAUUAUUUUACAAAUAAUUUUUUCUCUCUUUAAACUGCGCUUUCAGAAUUUAUUCUGUAUUUCCUGCUCUGUCUGUAUUUUAUCCACUGAUAAUGGUUUGGGGAAUCAAAGAGCCACUAGAGCUUAUGAAAAUACCUUCAACACUACAUGGUUUGUGGGUUAAGUCACUUUGCAGAGACACUGCCUGAAUGUCUGCAGCAGGUGCAUGUGUGUUUGUGCUUGAUGGAUCACCUCUCUGAGGUCUGACCUGUGCUGCUUUAUACCUGUAUACCAUUAUGUUGGUAACUAACCAGAAUGAAUUCUACAGUGAAACCAAUCUGGAUAAGGUAUUUCCUCCUUAUUUAUGGGAGCAUCUGUCCAGUAGAUGGCACAUUUCAGCUGUUAAGUUCAUUUCCCUAAGAAGAAAUGAAUGAGUGGGAAAACAGCCAAAACAGCUGGGCUGCAAUGGAAGUGUAGGCAGACACGCUUUAUCCUAUAGGCUGUGGCACUUCCAUCUUUUCAGGCUGCGUUGGUGAAGGCCCGGCUGCUGCUGUAGGCUGUCAGAUCAUCCACUCCUUUCCCCUGCCCUGGGGGAGCAGUAAGCAGUGCUCAAAGCCUCUCUGACAAGGCUUUGUAUUUAAGAGCUGGCGUUGGGCAGCGUUUGAAUGCCUGUAAAAUGAACUCGAAAACCUUUGCUCUGCGUACUCGUCAACGUUGUUGCACUGUAGGAUUGUUUUGGUACUGAUAGGGGCGGUACGCUGUUUACAAAUAAAUUCACUUUGCCGGGAGGCUCUGAA